GGAAAUAAUAGAAUAAACUUCACGAAAGAGUUCAGGCAGCUUGACGAAUGCGAAAUUUUAAGAUCAUUUUAUCUCUACCGAAAACCGUGUUUAUUGAUUCCCGAGCUAUGUGCUCAAAAUUGGGACAGGCGGUUAUCAUUGAAAGAGUCAAGUAUUAAACUUUGAUGUUUCGUGACUAUUUAUUUUACGUUUUUGAACACAAGACUGAGGAGUGAGAAGGUCCUCUUACAAAUGUUUUUGACAGUUCUUCCUGCGUUGCUCGUGGCAUGCAUGUCAGCGUCGGUGCGGGGGUUUGUUGUGCCAGGUGGCCUGGUGACAGGCUCCGGUAGUGCCGUGGUUUUCCACGCCCACGGACCCUCAAACACUAGUCCGGCCUCUGGUAAGAUCAUAGAGUACACGGUCGUGGAGGUUAACGAAGGUCAAGGAUACAACGCGAGCAAUGGCGUCUUCAUGGCACCAGCUGGCGGAAUGUACAUGUUCAGCACACAAACUUGUAUCUGGUCGAACACGUUCGUCCUGAUCGCCAUCAUAAAAGAGGGCGUGGUGGUGCAGCCUAGCGCCCUCUACGACACCUCCCCUGGCUACGCGCCCUGCUUUAGCUCACAGGCGUUCGUCCGUCUGUCCGCGGGGCAGCGUGUGUGGGUUGAGAGCAGGCGGACGAACAACGGAAACAUGCUAUUCGAGGACGAGGGACGCUGGACGAGUUUUUCCGGAGUUCUGCUUUAGGCGUUGUGUUACGUCGUCUGCUUCACAAUAAUAAAAGCGCGUUACUUUACAUAUAUUUUAAUCAUUAAAAAACCCUAGCAAAAAGUAAAGGUAUUUAUUUGUUAUUCAGUCCGUAUGUUCAUGUGCAGUAUAAUUGUACUGGAUUACUUUUUACCUAAAGUUUCGGACACUGUCAUUAUGUUAUUAUAAAUUUUAUAUGCCAAUAACUGUUCGUGAUCGU
Dreissena polymorpha is the source of this 946-nucleotide messenger RNA. Its product is annotated as collagen alpha-2(VIII) chain-like. The record is from RefSeq and is a predicted model, not a curated record. Gene Ontology annotation, molecular function: protein binding. The transcript is spliced from 5 exons. Bases 232 to 726 code for a protein of 164 amino acids. Lineage: Eukaryota; Metazoa; Mollusca; Bivalvia; Myida; Dreissenidae.